AUGGAUUAUGAUGAAGCGCGAGAGCUCGAUACGGAGAUCUACCCCGGGACGGAGAUCAUGGCAGAUGUGGGAACGCAUCACUUUGUGAAGGCGUCGUCGAAGUCAGAUCGUGUCCUUGUUCCUCAGCCAUCGAAGGAUCGACAUGAUCCUCUGAACUGGAGCAAGUUGUGGAAAAUAAUCACCAUUUGCUUGUCCACUGCCGUGUCCUUCAGUCAGGGUCUAGGACCUCUGGCUCUAGCGCCAAUGUUCCCCCAGCUGAUGGAGACGUUCGACACGGACUAUGCCUCUGUGGUCAAGUUCACGGGUGUGUGCAUUCUCGUCUUGGGGUUUAGUAACUUCUUUUGGAUUCCUUUGCAGACUGUCUAUGGCCGACGACCGGUUUUGAUUUUCUCCACUCUUAUCUGUUUGGUUAGCAAUAUAUGGAGAGCCGUGGCAACUUCCUAUGGAAGCUAUAUGGGAGCUUGUGUCCUCAAUGGGUUUGGUGCUGGGCCUGCAGAGACAUCCCAGCCAGAGAUUAUUGCGGAUACGAUAUUUUUGCACGAAAGGGGCUCUUUCAAUACCCUUUACUUCACAUUCUAUUUCGGUUCGCUCAUGGUCGGCCCUAUAAUUGCUGGUCCAAUGGCUCAACAUGUUGGCUGGCGCAGCUUCUUCUGGUUCAAUGCCGGUCUGCUCGGGCUAGUCCUUGUUCUGGUCAUUUUCCUCUUCCCAGAAACCAAAUGGCACCGGAUUCAUCCAGAAGAAAUUCAUGGACAGGUGUCAAAUGGUUCGGAUACAGCAUUACAACCGGAAAAGCCCGCUGAGACGUCUCAUCAGGAGGAUGUCUCGACAGAGAGAGACGAGCAAACAGAUCCAUGGCUUGGCAAAGGGUAUCCAUCGAAGCAGCAGUUCAAACUAUGGCAGCUAGACGACCACAGUACGCAAAAGCUACUUAGUAGCUUCUGGAUUCCGUGGAAGCUACUGUGCUUUCCUAUUAUCGAAUUCGCUGCCUUCAAUGUCUCCUGGUCGGCCAGUGUGUUUCUAACUCUGAACCUCACCCAGAGCGAGGCCUUUGCCGCACCUCCAUAUAACUUCCCCAGCCAGACAAUAGGGCUCUUCAACUUUGCCAUCUGGAUCGGAACUUUCAUCGGACUGGCGACUAACGGACCUCUCUCGGACUGGAUCUCGAUGAGAGCCACUAAGAGGAACCGCGGGAUCCGGGAACCAGAAAUGCGACUGCCCGCGAUCAUCCCGUAUGUGAUCGUAUCCAUAAUUGGCAACUUUGUGGUGGCAUUUGGAUACCAAUAUCAAUGGGACUGGAGGGCCAUUGUCAUAAUCGGAUACACUGCGGCAGGUAUCCAGGUUGCUGCCAUCCCAGCCAUCACCAGCACCUACGCAGUCGAUAGCUAUAAGCCCGUUAACCUCUGGGGCUAUGGAUUCAGCGAGUUCAUUACACCCUGGGUAGAGAAGAGUGGUUUCGUGAGGCCAAUUAUGUUGAACAUGUCGCUAGCGGUUCUAUGGUGUCUCUUUGCGAUUCCCUUUUACUUUUAUGGAAAGCGUUUGCGGAAGUGGACGGCCAAAUCCUCCGUGCACAGGAUGUAG
Messenger RNA from Aspergillus ibericus CBS 121593, 1578 nucleotides. Its product is annotated as putative MFS transporter. Bases 1 to 1578 code for a protein of 525 amino acids. The record is from RefSeq and is a predicted model, not a curated record. The transcript is spliced from 8 exons. Gene Ontology annotation, molecular function: transmembrane transporter activity. Gene Ontology annotation, biological process: transmembrane transport. NCBI's taxonomy places the organism in Eukaryota, Fungi, Ascomycota, Eurotiomycetes, Eurotiales, Aspergillaceae.